CUGCGUAAGUUUUCCAUUAUUUAUAUUUAAUUUUGUAGCUUUACUAUUUACUAAAUCGAAAUGCCUUUGAUUGAUAUAACUAACCCCGCGGUGAUCAUAUUCUUGAUUGAAAACUAUGAAAAAGAAAACCGGUUAAGGCUUAACUGGAUACACAAGAAUUGGGAACAAAUACAACAAGCUGCUACACUAAAUAGAGAGUCAACUAAUUAUUUCGAGACCGACGUCAUAGCUCAAGGUAUGAUCGAUGGCUUGCCGACUAUAACAAGGGAUCACAUAGUGGCCGGCUAUAACAGACGCAAAACCCCUAUACGCGACGGGACAUUCAUACCUGGUGUUAAAAACCUGCGGCAUGGACACUCUAUAAUCGACGUAGCUCUCGGUGAUCCAAAAGAGGAUCCCAGACUCGAAAAGCCCCGUGAUGAUCUUACUUUUGAUCCAGUAAUGCGCCCUAUUGAUCCUGAAAUAAAGAGCGUUAUACGCAAACCCAAACCGGAGUUCGGCAGAGAGCAAUAUUUGGCUAAGCGCAGCAGAAUCGCACCGGAGAAGAAGUACUAUUUCGCUGAAUGCUCUAGUUUCGAGCACGGUUGGCGCCUUAAAGACAGUGCGUUGCGUCAGAAGCCGGUUUAUGGAAGGUGCUGGCAUCUAAAUAAAGCUUUGCGUACUAGAGUUGGUCCGCAACCAGAUCCACCGCAUUACAAACCGUCAGAACCUCCAGGGGUCAACAAAUGUUCUGCCAUAUAGAUAGAUGGCACCACGUGUGUGUUCGAAAUGAAUUUUCUUUUCGCUUUACUCAGUUACUUCAUUAUAUUAGGUGCUUGAUAUAUUUACUGAGUA
Messenger RNA from Pararge aegeria (speckled wood butterfly), 834 nucleotides. RefSeq lists its product as uncharacterized. Lineage: Eukaryota; Metazoa; Arthropoda; Insecta; Lepidoptera; Nymphalidae. Bases 61 to 741 code for a protein of 226 amino acids. The record is from RefSeq and is a predicted model, not a curated record. The transcript has a single exon.